This is a messenger RNA of Quercus robur (English oak), 2243 nucleotides long. Its product is annotated as cysteine-rich receptor-like protein kinase 10. Gene Ontology annotation, biological process: protein phosphorylation. Gene Ontology annotation, molecular function: protein kinase activity; ATP binding. The record is from RefSeq and is a predicted model, not a curated record. Lineage: Eukaryota; Viridiplantae; Streptophyta; Magnoliopsida; Fagales; Fagaceae. The coding region runs from base 110 to 2128 and encodes 672 amino acids. The transcript is spliced from 7 exons.
ACAUCUUCAUUGCUCGUACCUAAUCCCAUUCAUACUCAUCAAAACAUGUACUGAUACAAUAAAAAAAAUCUCUGCAUAAAUACCGAGAGGAAGAAAUUAAUUCAACAAAAUGACUUCCUUCAAUCCCUUCUCUCUUCCCAUCUUGUUCCUUUCCAUACUCAGCUUCCUCAGCCUAACCUCUCAUGCUGCUGAUCCAGUUAAUCUCAACACCGUAUGUGAAAACUCCACUUUCAGCUCCAAUAGCCUCUACCAAACCAAUAUCAAGUCUCUCCUCUCUUCAAUCUCCUCCAACACCACUCAAAACCUCGAAUUCUACAACGCCACGAUUGGCCAAAACACCUCCAACCCUGUUUACGGUCUCUUCAAUUGUCGCGGUGAUGUAACCUCUCAAGUCUGCCGAGACUGCUUGGUCGCAGCAGUGAAAGAAAUAACCAGCAAGUGUUCAAGAGAAAAGGUUGCAAUCACAUGGUACGAUGAGUGCAUUUUGCGUUACUCGAAUCGGUCUUUCUUUUCACAAGUGGAUGAAAAACCAAUGUUCGGUUUGUUAAACACUCAGAAUGUUACUGAUCAGGCCAAGUUUAAUCAAUUACUGAACUCUUCGAUGAUUGAGUUAGCAAAUAAAACAUCCUCGGGUGUUCCAACAGGUGCUAAAAAGUUUGGGACCAGUCAAGUGAACAUAUCUGCUUUUCAAACACUGUACAACCUUGUACAGUGUACACCGGACCUGUCCAGCGCCAAUUGUAGUAGAUGUCUUUUGGAUGCUAUAAAGCUUCUUCCCUGGUGUUGUAGUGGAAAACAAGGGGGUAGAGUUGUUUUUCCCAGUUGCAGCGUUAGGUACGAAUUGUACCCUUUUUACCGUAUGGUAGCCACUGCACCAACACCUUCACCUGAGGUUCAAUCUUCACCACCUCCAAGUCCAAGUUCCGUGAGUGGACCAAAAGAUAAAAGCAAACUGUCAACAUCAAAACUAGUUGCCAUCGUUGCUCCAAUUUCUGCUUCUGUGGUUCUAUUCAUUGUGGGCUGCUGUUUCCUAAUAAGGAGAGGAAAGAAGUACAAAGCUGUAGACGGAGAAAAUGAUGCCAAUGAUAUUACAACUGUAGAGUCCUUGCAAUUUGAUUUUGUUACAAUUGAAAGUGCCACAAACAAAUUCUCAGAGGAUAACAAGCUUGGUGAAGGAGGAUUUGGUCAGGUUUACAAGGGAACACUUCCUAAUGGACAAGAAAUAGCUGUGAAGAGGUUAUCAAAAAGCUCAGGACAAGGUGCAGAACAAUUUAAGAAUGAGGUUGUAGUGGUAGCCCAGCUUCAACACAGAAAUUUAGCAAGGCUAUUGGGUUUUUGCUUGCAAGGAGAAGAAAAGAUACUUGUUUAUGAAUUUGUGCCCAACAAGAGUCUUGACUAUAUUCUAUAUGACCCAAAAAAACAGGGACUACUAGAUUGGUCAAGGCGUUACAAGAUAAUAGGUGGGAUUGCUCGAGGAAUCCAAUAUCUACAUGAAGAUUCUCGACUUCGAAUUAUACACCGCGAUCUCAAAGCUAGCAAUGUAUUGUUGGAUGCAGAUAUGAACCCAAAAAUUUCAGAUUUUGGCAUGGCAAGGAUAUUUGGAGUUGAUCAAACUCAAGGAAACACAAGUAGAAUUGUGGGGACAUAUGGUUAUAUGUCUCCAGAGUAUGCAAUGCACGGAGAAUUUUCUGUGAAGUCGGAUGUGUAUAGCUUUGGUGUCUUGGUUCUAGAGAUUAUCACUGGCAAGAAGAACAGUAAUUUCUAUGAAUCAGAAGUUGCUGAGGACCUCUUGAGUUAUGUUUGGAUACAUUGGAGGGAUGGUAGGCCUUUGGAAUUGUUGGAUCCAGCUUUGGGAGAUUCCUUUUCUAGAGAUGAAGUCAUGAGAUGCAUCCAUAUUGGUUUAUUAUGUGUUCAAGAAGAUCCAGCUGACAGACCCACCAUGGCGACGAUAGUUCUCACACUUACAAGCGGCUCAGUUUCACUGCAAGCACCUCAACAGCCAGCAUUUUUUGCCAAAACAGACACAAACAUCCCAAUAAAGGGCCUGGAAUCAUCAGAUCAAUCUACGAACAAGUCAAUGCCGUGGUCUGUUAAUGAAGCAUCCAUUACUGAAUUAGACCCUCGAUAGUUAUAUUUCAAACUUAAGUCUCUGUUUACCAAGUGAUGAAGUCUUAAAAAGUUGAGUUAUGGUUGCAUAUGACAUUUGCUUAUGGAAUAAAAAUUCAAUAUGUUUAGAGUGCUCA